UAUAGUUUUAGUUUGAGUGAUUCGCAAUUGUAGAUGUCAUUUCAUGUCAUAGUAAUUUAGAACUCAAUUUCUUGUUGCGAUGGCAGAAAACAGAGAAGAAAUCUUAGCAAACUUCCAGGGUAUAACAGCCAUUGAAGACGUUGCUGAAGCUAUCUAUCACCUUGACGAGUCCAACUGGGAUUUACUGACAGCUAUAAACCGAGUGAUGCCGCAGGAUGGAAACGCCGCCGCCGCGGACGCACAAGAUGACACUCACAACGUUGAAAUGAUAGACGACGAUAUAUCUGUGAUAACGCCAAAAACACACCCACCAGAUAGAGAAGAUAAUAAUCAAGCUUCAACAUCAUCGAUUAAUAGGAACAGUACGAACGGUUUUGUUGAGCUACAAAUAAACUGGAAUAACAAAAUGUAUGGAAUUAAAAUUAAUGGCACAGCCACUGUUAGUGAUUUAAAGAAACAUCUAGAAUUAAUAAGCGGGGUGCCGUCGUGCAGACAACUGAUAUCGGGUUUGGGGGGAUCGAAGGCGGUCCCCUCGGCCACCCUUGGCAGUCUCGGUCUCGUGAAGAACGCCGUCGUCAGACUGAAGUCUGCCGAUCAGCAAAUGGUUGCCGACGAUGAUGUGGCGGAGAGAUUGACGACAACGUACACGCUUCACAUCAAACACAAUGACAGGGACUACACCCUAAAGUACCCCGGAACAAAAUCUGUGAGGGAAGUGAAGAACGAUAUCUACUCACUUACGGACAUACCGGCCAGGCAUCAGUCGUGGACAGGGUGGCCGUCAGUGUCGGGGCUGGACGACACGGUGCUGGCAAUGGUCGGCCUGGACCUGCCGCAACACGAGCUCACAGUCAAAAGGGCGCCCGCCAAACCACUCAAGGAAUACAAGAGGAUUGCUUUGAGGACUGAAGAUAAUACAAUAAUAGUCGAAAGUUCAGACAGCGAGAACAGUUCUGUUGAAGAAGUCGAGGACACCGGCUUCACGGGAGAAGACGACAUGUUCGUCGACAUAGCUAAUUCGGAGAGGUUGCAGCCACUCAUGUCGGAAAACGUAGAAGACGAGGCGCUGGGCUGCAUAGAGUUCGCGAGUCGGUUCCGCGCCCGCUACGGACCCAACAUACCGAACUUCUUCGAGGGAACCCUCCAGGACGCCAUCAAGGAGUCCUGUCUCAAACCUGCCAAAGAAAGAAAGCUCCUGGGCGUGUACCUGCACCACGAGCAGUCCGUGCUGUCCAACGUGUUCUGCGCGCAGCUGCUGGGCAGCGACGCCGUGCUGCAGACGCUGUCCGCUAACUUCGUCAUAUACGGAUGGGAUCUCACGCAUCCCAAUAAUAAUAAUCUGUUGUUAACCUCAGUAGCGACGGCUUUGGGGUCGGUCGCCAGUAUGACGAUACAGAGCAUCCCCGUCGACAGACUACCAGCCUUGGUCAUCAUAAUGAGAGUUCGUUCUAAUACCGAAAUAUACUCUGUUAUUAAUGGCAAUGUGGGCGUGUCAGAGCUGGUCGGUGGCUUAGUGGAAGCAUUGGAGCGGUUCGCGAUACAGCGGGACGAGGACGCGAGACUGGAGCGGGAACGGGACGCGAGGCAGCGCGUCAAACUCGAACAAGACGAGGCCUACAUGAGGAGUCUUGAAGCUGACAGAGCGAAAGAAGAAAUAAAAAAGCAACAAGAAAUAGAAAAGAAUCUGGAAUUAGAGAGAGCCGAAUCGGAAAGACAAAUGGAAGAAGCCAAGAAGGAGGCGCUCCGCUCGGAGGCGGCGGCGCGCGUGCCCGCCGAGCCCGGCGCCGGGUCCCGCGAGGUGGCGCGCAUCCGCGUGCGCCUGCCGCCCCCGCACCACGACUGCAUCGAGCGGAGGUUCAACGCCGACGACACGCUCGCCGCAUUGUUAGAUUUCCUAGCAUCCAAAGGUUAUCCGCAAGAAAACUACAAGGUCAUCUCUAGCUGGCCUAGAAGAGACCUCACCGUGGAAUCUCACAACAGUACCCUGAAAUCAUUGAAGCUGUGCCCACAAGAAACGGUUAUGCUUGAAGAGCGGUGAAGAAGACCACUUUGAGUGCAUCACUGUAAAGUGAAUUAGGGCUGUGUGCGUGUUCGGCCCGCGGAACUGAUAUAGGAUCGGUGGCAGUGCUCGUUAAUUGUACCGAAGCGUGUUUGUCAGGCUUAUGUGUAGUCUGUAUGAAUUAUUACAUUAGAAAAUAUAAACAAUUUUUCAACUUGA
Molecule: messenger RNA, 2218 nt
Organism: Bombyx mandarina (wild silkworm)
Lineage: Eukaryota; Metazoa; Arthropoda; Insecta; Lepidoptera; Bombycidae
Gene: casp
Product: Fas associated factor casp
Biological process (GO): ERAD pathway
Cellular component (GO): endoplasmic reticulum; nucleus
Molecular function (GO): ubiquitin binding
Source: RefSeq, a predicted model, not a curated record